UCGAGGUUAUGCUUAAAUUUCGGUAUUUAUUAUUUUUAUUUUUUGGUUUUUAUAUUGUCUCAUCAGCUGAAAAAGGAAAUGAAGAAUCCCUAUUGGCGGAAGAACUGUAUAAAAAGUUAUAUAAACAACAACGAAGAGAACAAUUAGAUGCUAUUAAAAAGUUCCAAAAGUUAUCAAAUCAUAAAAAACAAUACUCUACGAUAAAUUUAAUGUCUCAAAAAAUUUUUGAAACUAUUAUAAACAGUAGAGUAUUGUUAGAAUCCUCUUCAUUUAUUCCUGGCGUUUCCAAUUUUCCUUUAGAAGAAAAAAUAAGAGAAGCUUUAUCCAACAUCUUAGAAAAUACUGCUUUGUUUUCGGAACUUGUUUUAAGAUUCCCCGAAAUUUCUAGUAAUCUAUUAAAGAGUAAUAAUAACUGGAAUUUGGUUUUUCAAUGGGGAAUAGCUUUUAGUUAUCAAAUGAAAUAUCUUCUCGACGAAAAUACUAUUACCUUAUUAAAAUUAGUCGGUCAGGAACUAAAUCAUACAGAAAGGGACCCAAACUAUGUAAAUCCUUACAGAAAAGCACCAUUGAAAAGAGAUAAUGUGGAAGUAAUACCCCCAAAAAAGAAAUUGAGGAGAGUUAUAAAAAAAGGUCCGAAAUUAUCAGUUCACAAUGAAUUGUAAUAUAAUUUAAUUAUAAAUAAAUAUUUUUACUGCA
Messenger RNA from Diorhabda carinulata, 696 nucleotides. RefSeq names its product coiled-coil domain-containing protein 134-like. The record is from RefSeq and is a predicted model, not a curated record. NCBI's taxonomy places the organism in Eukaryota, Metazoa, Arthropoda, Insecta, Coleoptera, Chrysomelidae. The transcript is spliced from 2 exons. Bases 9 to 662 code for a protein of 217 amino acids.